This is a messenger RNA of Cydia strobilella, 1866 nucleotides long. Its product is annotated as NKAP family protein CG6066. Bases 228 to 1421 code for a protein of 397 amino acids. The record is from RefSeq and is a predicted model, not a curated record. The transcript is spliced from 5 exons. Gene Ontology annotation, cellular component: nucleus. Gene Ontology annotation, biological process: regulation of gene expression. Gene Ontology annotation, molecular function: chromatin binding. Lineage: Eukaryota; Metazoa; Arthropoda; Insecta; Lepidoptera; Tortricidae.
UCUUGUCAUAGUUGUCAAUUGUCAUAUUUGUUCACAACUUUGUGGUUAAAAAGUUGUUAAAAAGGAUAUCGCCAAAAUCUACUGAAAUAGCCUUUUACAGUAUUUUCGUAUUCAAGAAAUAAUUCUAGCGUCUGAUAUUUCUUACACCAAACUUUUUGACCAUUUAUAACAGAUCGUAAUACAGAUUACAGUUUGUUUAUUUGGGAUUUGUGAAUCAAACAGCACACAUGGGGCGAGAUCGAGAUCGUAGUAUUUCGCGGCACCGCAGUCGCAGCCGCAGUCGCGAGCACCGCAGAAGCCGCGACAGAGGGCGGGACCGUAGCAAGGAGCGGCACCGAUCACGAGAGCGAAGCAAAGAUCGACACAGAGGCAAAAGUGUAGACCGGAGAGAGCGCACAAGAGAUCGUAGCGGAGACAGACACAGCAAAGAGCGCCAGAGAGAUCGGAAGCCCAGGGAGCGUAGUCACAGCAGGGAAAGAUCGCACAUGCCUCAUAAGGACAGGGAAAAUGAGCACCGUGGGGAUGAUAGGGCUCGUAGCUCGUACAAAGAUUUCGGUGGUGGAGGAGGGCUGGGCUCAGGCGGGGGUUUUGGCUCUGGUGGAGGAUUUGGAGGAGGCCUAGGUAGCAGUGCGACCGGUACAAGCGGUGGUGUAGGCGGCCGUGGACGCUACAAACCACAAGAAGAUGACUUCUUGGACGCGCGCCGCGUGCAACGCGAGCGCAUCGGCGAGCUAGGAGUUCCUGUUGUAUGGGGCAAGUCACCUCAGAGGCCAGAUUCUGAUGAAGAAUCUGAACCAGAAAACAACAAAAAAAGCAAAGACAAGAAAAAGAAAAAGUCCAAAGACAAAGGGGACACCAAGCAGAAGCUAAAGAAGUUAAAGAAGAAACUGAAGAAAGUAAAGAAGGCACGCAAGAAAGCUAAGAAAAAGUCCAAGAGUUCCUCCAGUGACUCCAGUACGAGUGAAGAAGAGGUUUGGGUGGAGAAAGGAAAAGAGCACGAAGUGAUCGCCCGCACAUCCAUGGAAGAAGAAGACGCCACCCCGGGCCCCUCGCCCGCCGUGGACUCGUGCAGCGCCAGCACGGGCCCGCUGCGCGAGUUCGGGCGCGCGCUGCUGCCCGGCGAGGGCGCCGCCAUGGCCGCCUUCGUGCAGGACGGGAAGAGGAUCCCGAGGAGGGGGGAGAUCGGCCUGACCAGUGACGAGAUCGCGGCCUACGAGAGCGUGGGAUACGUCAUGAGUGGGAGCAGACAUCGUCGCAUGGAAGCCGUACGUAUCCGCAAGGAGAACCAGAUCUACUCCGCGGACGAAAAACGAGCUUUGGCCGCAUUCAGCAAAGAGGAGAGGGCCAAGCGGGAGGGCGCCAUACUUGCUCAAUUCAGAACUGUGCUCAGGGCUCGAACUGCGAGAAGAGACGACGCAUAAUAUGGAAGCUGUAUACGGCGCCUUUAGCAGAGAGAGCCAAGUGAGAGAGAAUGUUGCCCAUACUAGCGCAGUUUAGGACCGUUCUCAGGGCUAGGACUUCGAGAAAAGAUAAUACGUAACAGCCUGUGGGAAUCCAGUUCUAUGAAUGAUGCCACGGAGGAAUAAAUAUUUUUCAAGUUUUUGAAAUAUACGAUUCACGUAUAUAUUCCUUUGUUGCUCUUUCCUUUCCUAUAGUGUAGAGAAGGCCUAAAUGGUGCGAUAUGUGAAAUGUGGACUCAAUUUUUGAUACUGCAUCCUUAACUAAUAUUAGUUACUUUUAAAAUGCUUUGUCAGAUAAAUUCUAAGUAUGAUGAAGAAGAUUCACUGAUCUGUUAAAAAUCAGUUACUUAAUUGUGAAUAAUUUAUAGUUAUGUAAUAUAAUCUGUAAAAAUGAAUUAAACAACAU